GGUGGGGGGCGGAGAAGGGAACAGCCCCGCCGCCGUGCGCUCGCUGGGCCGGGCGGAGCUGCGCAAUCCUCGCAGCUGCGCCAGGACAGCGGCGCGGCCAGCCCACAAGUUGCCGGUGGCAGAGCGCCGCGCCGCGCCGCCUCCUCCAGCUCGCAGCCCUCCGCGCCCACCCGGUGGCGGCCGGCACCAGGACCCGCGACCCGCGGACCCUGUCCCCAGAUGUGAAAGUGGGAUACGCAGCUCCUCUCCCCUCGGCGCGAUCCAGAGUCUCGCCAGUGUCUCCGCCGCCAGACUCCACGGCUGGAAGAUGUGGCAGCCGGCCACGGAGCGCCUGCAGGAAUGAUGAUAUUGGCUUUCACUUAAGAAGAAAUUUAAAGCACUUUCAGACCAUGCUGAAGUCUAAACUGAAUGUCCUCACACUGAAAAAGGAGCCCCUCCCAGCUGUCAUCUUCCACGAGCCGGAGGCCAUCGAGCUGUGCACCACCGCCCCACUGAUGAAGAGCAGGACUCACAGUGGCUGCAAGGUCACCUACUUGGGGAAAGUCUCCACCACAGGCAUGCAGUUCUUAUCAGGCUGCACGGAGAAGCCAGUGAUUGAGCUCUGGAAGAAGCACACUCUCACCCGGGAAGACAUCUUCCCAGCCAACGCCCUUCUGGAGAUCCGCCCUUUCCAAGUGUGGCUGCAUCACCUCGACCACAAAGGGGAGGCCACGGUGCACAUGGAUACCUUCCAGGUGGCCCGCAUUGCCUACUGCACCGCCGACCACAACGUGAGCCCCAACAUCUUUGCUUGGGUUUACAGGGAGAUCAACGAUGACCUGUCCUACCAGAUGGACUGCCACGCCGUGGAGUGUGAGAGCAAGCUCGAGGCUAAGAAGCUGGCACAUGCCAUGAUGGAGGCCUUCAGGAAGACUUUCCACAGCAUGAAGAGCGACGGGCGGAUCCACAGGAACAGCUCCUCCGAAGAGGUUUCCCAGGAACUGGAGUCUGACGAUGGCUGAUCCGGCAAAGGCAGCAUUGGUUAAGGAGCUCAACGGGAGAGAUGCAUAAGCGACCAUUCAAAUUCGGGAUGAAAGACUGCAAAACCAUUGGCCGACCAUGCUUUUUCAACGCAGAUGAGCAAUUCUAAGUCUAAAGAAAUGUAUCAUUAAAAUAAUUACGUGACAUUGAAAUCUGCUGCUGCUGUGGCUUGGAGGAGGGUGGGCAUGAGGACGGGGAGGAAGGGGCUAGACAUCUUAGUUUUUCCUCAAGUUCCAACAUCUCCUGGUGGGAGAGCUCUGUGCCAGUUUGCACCACUCUCAGGCAAACAUUCUGCGGCUGCGAGUGACGGACCAUUCCCAUCUGCCUUAUGAGAUCCAACAGGAAGGCUUUGAGGCACUGCCGGGUCCCUUCAGGGUGGUGGGAGAGGGUGCUGAUGCUGGGGAGGCCGCAGGUGGAGGGAAAGCUCAGGACAAAGGAGUGGCCUCUCCCAUGCCACCUUCAGACUCUCCUCAGUAUGCACAUCAGCACAGCCUUCCUCCGGCUUUACCACUAACCACCCGGUAGUUGGCAGUUAAUUCACAGUUAAAGAUAGUGCUUUUAUUUACAUGAAUAUAUCCAGUAGUACCCCCUUAUUGUAUUCACUUUAUCUAUUUUCUUAGGAUACUUGCAGCUACUAAUAAUGCUUUCCCUCCUCCCACGCUGCCUGCUGUCUUUCUCCUGCUGGCAUCCCUAGAGGUAGGGAUUCUCACAGCCUGCCCAGCAGGACACCAAAAGGGAAGAAAACAAAGAAACAAAUGAAAUAAAUAAGAAGCAAACCAACCAGGAGUUUAGAAAAACAGCAAAAACCCCAGUAAAAGGCAAUGAGUGAGCAGCACGGGAACCAACUCUUUGGGGUGUCCUUUGCUCAACCCCGAGUCUGGCUGGCUUACUUGGCUAACAUCCUGUUGGAUAAAUCCUUCAUGGCAAGCUUCAGAUCUGAUUUGGGACCACCAAGCAAGCAUUGCCCCAUCAUGUAACAUGACAUUCAGACAGGGAAUAAGGUAGAUAAAUUUGACCUGUCUAGAAAACCCACGUCCACCUCCAAGUUGAGGCAAAUCUUAGCAACAAGUUACCCUAAAGUUGCUGAUGUCUGAGAAUUCCAGUUGCCCAUUUGUUCAUUAAUCCUCAUGAGAAAGUCUUGCUAAGAAAGCACAGACAUCUCAGUGUCAUGGAUCUUUAAAUAUCAUAAAGAAUUGACAUGGAAUGAAAUUGAAAACAUUUGUUAAAAUACAUGCAUUUAAAGUCAAGAACUGAUCCUUCAUUUCCCAGGUAGUAUUGCUCCUCGAUAGAAGUCUGUUUUUUUCCUGGUAAUGUUAGGGGCACCUUAGAAGCCUUAUAUGAGUGCUAAUCUAAUUCAGAGAGCAGUGGUGUCAACAUUUUGGUCUGUGUCCCUGUGUGUUUGUAUAUAGGUCUGUGUGUGUGUGUGUGUGUGUGUGUGUGUGUGUGUGUGUGUGUGUGUCCCUAUGUGCAGGUCUAGUCUUCGGGCAUGAACAAUAAGCAUGGAGUCAUAUUGAGGAGAGCUUGCCUCUUGAAGAAAUGCUUGUCGCUUUAUGACAUAUGUAAGCAAUUCUUUAGCAUAAAUGCAUUCAUUCUUUAAUAAAAACAUGUUUGUGUUAAUCUGAG
This is a messenger RNA of Octodon degus (degu), 2643 nucleotides long. RefSeq names its product phosphotyrosine interaction domain containing 1 (gene Pid1). The record is from RefSeq and is a predicted model, not a curated record. Gene Ontology annotation, biological process: negative regulation of insulin receptor signaling pathway; regulation of mitochondrial membrane potential; regulation of cell population proliferation. Lineage: Eukaryota; Metazoa; Chordata; Mammalia; Rodentia; Octodontidae. The coding region runs from base 390 to 1001 and encodes 203 amino acids. Gene Ontology annotation, cellular component: cytoplasm. The transcript has 4 exons.